AUGUUUAAUAGCAGGGUAUGUUCAUUCGCAUGUUCGGUGGUGACCGCUCUGUACCCCGCUGAAAGAUAUGUGAAUCGGGAAUCCUCCUAUCCGCAUUACACCACAGUGCUGAAUGUUCAAAACAUUAAGUUUCCAGUGACUGUGAAUCAAAUUAAAAAAUUUGAACUUGCAAACAACAUCUCCGUAAACGUGUACAUCAUCGAGAACGAGAACAUCGUCCCGCUACGUCUUUUGGAAAAAAAGAAAGACAGACACGUCAAUCUGAUGUACGUGGAGGACGAACACGGAGUGGGGCAUUUUGUUUUGAUAAAAACUCGCCUCGUGAGCUUGCAACUGAGCAAACACAAAUGUAGAAAAUUUAUCUGCGAUCGAUGCCUACAUUAUUUCUAUUUUGAGGACCAGUUACAGACGCAUACGAUAGACUGCGGAAAAUUGAACGACUACGCUAUCCGGUUGCCGAGCGACAAGAACAAGUGGCUCAGCUUCGACAACUACACGAGGAAGGAGCGGCUUCCGUUCAUCGUGUACGCCGACCUCGAGUGUGUUUUGGCA
This is a messenger RNA of Nylanderia fulva, 552 nucleotides long. The record is from RefSeq and is a predicted model, not a curated record. NCBI's taxonomy places the organism in Eukaryota, Metazoa, Arthropoda, Insecta, Hymenoptera, Formicidae.